Molecule: messenger RNA, 2005 nt
Organism: Carassius auratus (goldfish)
Lineage: Eukaryota; Metazoa; Chordata; Actinopteri; Cypriniformes; Cyprinidae
Product: RIB43A-like with coiled-coils protein 2
Exons: 7
Coding region: 654-1757 (367 amino acids)
Source: RefSeq, a predicted model, not a curated record
UUUUUUGUUACAGAUUAACCUGAUACAGGUGACACCUUUAAUUAUAUUGAAACAGCGGCACAUCAAAACAUAUCUUUGAGUGUUAUAUUGCUACUGAGGUCUUUGUCCUGUGACAGAUUACAUUAUCACGUUUUUCAUUUUCAAAGUAUCAUUUUCAUGUUGUUAAACUACUGAUAAGAUUUCAAACUUUUGUUCAAACACUGAUCAAACUAUUACAGUAAAAUGACAUUGGUGUUGGUGUGCAGCAUAACAAAUGCAAAUGCAAGAUAAAUAAUAAAAAGUACUAGUCUAAACGCUCCACUGCAGCCUCAAUAAAGCGCAUUAUCGUAUGGAUUCCAGUUAUCAACGAUUUAGAAAAAAUUAAAAGGUACAGGAUAAAUUUUUAAAAAGUGUUUAAUUACCAGUAAUUACUAUUGAAACCUACAUUAAAUAUGCAUCUGGAGUAUUUGAACCAUUCUGAUUAGGGCACCUAUCACUGAUCUAUAUAGAUCAGUGGCACCUAUGCUAUGAAAAAUAACAGUGAGAGGGCGCUAUUUUCAAACACGCAUCUUCAGUCUCUUAGCAACGUGUUUGUUUGUGGGCUUCCCUCGUUUUGUGACAUCCAGUACGUCGAUUAUAUUCGUUAUAUCGAUUUGAUGUGGUGGUGAUACACAAUGAAUGCAGUUGAGCAUUUGUCAGACCGAGUUGAAGCUGUUCAACUUGACAGAAGGAGAAACAUGGAGUUACAACGCAGGGAGAGGGUCUUCAAUGACACAUUCCGCACGAUUGGAGUUGACAAGGAUGCUCUCGACCACCAAGUUAAAGAACGAAGAGAGAAAAAACAACGCCAAGCGAAUGAACUGAAAGUCUAUACUGAUGAGCUGCUGUGCAGUGAUCGUGCAGCCUGUAUCCUGGAGCAGCGUCAGAAGAAAGAUGAGCACCUGCUGAAUGAAGCCAUUGUGCAAUUCAGACAACAGUUUCAACAACCUGCUAGCCGGCGUGAGUUUGAUCUGAAUGAUCCAGAGCUGCUGAAGAAGCAGGAAGGGGUGCGGAUGCUGCCGGGGCUGGCUGGAGAAGAUCUGGCCCAGAAGGACAGGCUGAGGAAGCAGCAGGAGCAGCUCAGAGCAUGGUCCCUACGACAGCGAGACGAACUAGAGCGAGCAAAACACGGGUUACAACAAGAGAUGCACCAAUAUGCUCAAAGCAGUCUGGCUCUGGACACCCGAGCUCUUGAAUUGCAGAAGAUGGAGGAACAAAGCAAGAGAGCUGCAGCCAUCACCGCCAAAGACUUUAACCUUGCACUGGCUGCAGAAAUCACACACCGACAUCUACAAGAGCAUCAUGAAGAGGAGGAAAACAACCAGACGGACAUCCUGAACCAGCUAAAUGGAGACCUGCUGAUGGAAAACCCUGAGCAGAAUAUUAGCGUGCUGGGUCUGUCUCGCCUGCGCAGGGACUGUUACAAGGGAAUGAGUCCUAAAGAGCUCCAGCAGUACAUGCAAUACCAGCUGCAGCAAGCAGAAGAUGGAAAGCGUGCCGUCAUGGAGCAACGAGAGAAGGAGCUUCAGGAGCAUCAUGAGCGCAUGACAUCUGCCCGUGCUGCAUUGCUGCUAGAAAGACAGCAAGCACGUAUUAAUAAGGAGCUGCGCAGGGCAAUGGACAACACCAAUGCACAGCUGGCCCAGGCCCAUGAUGCUCAGAAUAACCAUCUACAGGAUGUGUACAGCAACAUUCCCGAUGAGCGCUAUUUUUCCCAGUUUAAUACCAGCAGUAGAUAAACAUCUACAGCUGGAACCUGAAAGAUGAAGACCAUCAGGGCUCGCUAAUCGAGGACAAUACACUAUAUCAUUUUACAGUAAACACCUAAGCUUUAAAUAGACCCGGGACUCCACUUGAAGUGUUUCGGAAAGCUGCACAAUUUUUAAUAGGUCAGUAAAGAUGGCAGAUGGAGUUGUAACACUUGUUUUUUAAAACAUUCAUGUUGUAAACAAAAAUGAGCUGCAUAUUCAUAAACAACUGAAAUCAG